Brienomyrus brachyistius is the source of this 1778-nucleotide messenger RNA. Its product is annotated as speedy protein A-like. Bases 143 to 1093 code for a protein of 316 amino acids. The transcript is spliced from 11 exons. Gene Ontology annotation, biological process: positive regulation of cyclin-dependent protein serine/threonine kinase activity. The record is from RefSeq and is a predicted model, not a curated record. NCBI's taxonomy places the organism in Eukaryota, Metazoa, Chordata, Actinopteri, Osteoglossiformes, Mormyridae. Gene Ontology annotation, molecular function: protein kinase binding.
AGAAAUUAGUUGUCAUUUAUUUUAAAAAUGACUCCAAUUAUAAAGUUGUCAAAGUUUUCACGUCAUUUUUUUACUUCAAGAAAGAACAUCAGGAAGAAGACACCUGAACAUUCUUUAACAACAAUCUCCUUGCAGUUAAAGGAUGGUGAGGCACGCGCACUUCAGGCGCCGGUACCUCAGUCAACAGGAGGCAGAAGAUCCGUCCGGACAGGACUUCAGCGGCAGGGAGCAGCAAGAGGAAUCCCUGAUCAUCAUGGAUCAGCAGGAAAUGGCUGCUUUCUUCGCACUGCUGGAUGAUGAUCUGAUCCAGCAUUUCCUCUGUAUGGACUCCUGCUACAUGGUGACCGACAAGUAUCUACUGGCGAUCACCUUCAUCUACUUCAAAAGAGCUCACUUCACGGCCAAUGAGCACACAAGGAUGAACUUCUUCAUCGCCCUAUAUCUCGCGAACAUGAUGGAGGAAGAAGAGACGGGGAACAGAUUUGAGAUCUUUCCCUGGGCCUUGGGAGGAAACUGGAGACGUCAGUUUCCCUCCUUCAUCAAGAAGAAGGACCAGCUCUGGGCCCGGAUGGAGUACAGGACUGCUGUCAGCCGCCACUGCUGUGAGGAGGUGAUGGCCAUCGUACCCUCCCACUCUCUGUGGAAUCGGGAGCGCCCCGAACAUCACAGCGGGGCCCAGCGGCACUACAGCGGGGAGGGCUUUCAGUGGCCCCGGGGCCCAUCCUCUGUACCCGUCGCCUGCACGCUCUGCAGCAUGACCGUCCGGACCCAGGAACCCCGUGCUUCUGACCACUCAGGGAGCCCAGAGUCCAGCGCACAAGACAGCGAAGCGGAACAGGAUGGACCCCUGAUCCGGAUCAAAGAGGAAAGAAGAGGCUCAAAGCGAACAUGGGAUGGACAGCUGAAGGAUCACAGUCGCUGUCCAGAUCCACAAGAAGGUCCAAGUCAUUCUGAUCCUGUUGCAAGACCUCAGGACCUUGGAUCUCCCUCUGUGGGCGUGCUGAAAGUGAGGAAGGUCACCGAGGCGACGGGCCUGCCUAUCGGAUCUGCACCACACGUUGGAGCCCUAGUUCCAAGCUGCAUCAUUUUGUAGCCGGGAACUUUUUAUACAGCCCCAUUUCUGGUUCCCUGCUUCCUGGUCUGGGAUCUCAUCCAGUCAGCGGCCCAAGACCCAUUGGUCCCCUGUUGCCACGCCUCCCCCUUUGCCGAGUCCUCGUCUGUGUAGGAUUGACCCUUCCGACUUCAAGAACAUCCUGCUCCUCAUCCCCGACUAUGUUUAUUCCUUUCUGUUUUGAUCUUGGUUGCCCACAUCUAUAUUUAAACACAAUGUACUGUUGUAUGGGCAGCGUUUCUCAAACUAUGGCCCGCGGACCGGUGCCGGUCCGUGAGAGGGUUCCUGCCGGUCUGCGGAAGCUCGCUUCUGCACCGAUCAAAAUUCAGUCAGAUCAGGCAUAAUAAUAAUAACAGUAAUAGUAAUAGUGUUUAUCUAUGGUAAUAAUAUCUAUCUAUCUAUGCGGAUACGCAUCCGCGGGGGGGGGGGUGUUUGGGGGGGUCGUUUAUGCAGGGCCCUGCAGCCCCAAAGCCUGACAUGAGUUUGAGCAACGCUGUAGUAAUGGAUUUUGGGCAACCACUGAAUGUAAUGUAAUGGAAUUUUGGUAAAGUGUCUUUAAUGGUAAAAAGUCUUAUAAUAGUGCAUAUUGUACAAUAUAUAGAGCUGUUUUCUUUGUUUGUUUUAGGUUCUGUAUAUGUAUAAUAUUUAAGAAAAUAUAAUUUGUAAU